This is a messenger RNA of Adineta steineri, 2041 nucleotides long. Lineage: Eukaryota; Metazoa; Rotifera; Eurotatoria; Adinetida; Adinetidae. The record is from the annotation of a GenBank genome assembly.
UUUGUCGAUAAUAAUUUAAAUUUAUAUGUGGCUGACAAUUUUAACAAUCGAAUUCAAAAGUUCACAUCAGGACAAUUAAAUGGAACAACAGUACCAACAGGAACUAUCACACUUUUUCAUCCAACUGGAAUUGUUCUUGAUUUUGAUGGAUAUCUUUUUAUUGUUGAUCAGAGUAACGCUCGCCUCAUCGGUUCAGGACCUUAUGGAUAUCGAUGUAUAGCAGCAUGUUCUGGAAGUUAUGGCUCAUCAUCUAGUCAAUUAUAUUAUCCAUACUCACUUAGUUUUGAUAGUUAUGGAAAUAUAUUUGUUAGCGAUUUAUUUAACAAUCGAAUUCAAAAAUUUUUCUUGAUGACAAAUGGAUGUAAUGGAACAACAACAAUGUCUAGUGUAAUAUCAAUGAAUAGUACGCAAUCAGCUCCUUUAUUAACAUCUACUUACGAAACAAAUUCUACAACUGUAUCUUCUGCGACAGGUCUUUCAUACAACCGGCCAACAUUCAGUGCUUAUGCUACUUGGAGCGCUAAUGGAGUAACUGUUUUCGACAGCGGUUCCGGAUUUGUAUACGGUAUAUUUAUUAAUACUAACAAUACUUUUUAUAUAAGUGAAUGGACUCAAAAUAUGAUUCAAGUAUGGCUUGAAAAUAGUACCAUACCUAUAAGGAAUAUUAGUGGUGGUUUAUCCUUACCUUAUACUAUAUUUGUUACAGUCAACGGUGAUAUUUACGUUGAUAAUGGUUAUUCAAAUAGUCAAGUAGAUAAAUGGACAGUAAAUUCAACGAUUGGUGUUUCAGUAAUGAAUGUCAAAGCCGCAUGUUGGGGUCUUUUUGUUGAUAUUUAUAAUAAUAUUUAUUGUUCACAAAAUGCAUAUAAUCAAGUUAUCAUAAAAUCAUUAAAUAGUAAUUCAAAUAUGUGGAUAGUUGCUGCUGGCGCAGACUGUUCUGCGCCAAGUACGAAUACACUUAAUGGUCCUCGUGGAAUCUACGUUGAUACAGAUUUGAGUUUAUAUGUUGCUGAUUGCGGCAACGAUCGAAUUCAAUUAUUUUUAUCAACACAAUUAAUUGGAAAAACGGUUGCAACAGGAACUAUUGCUCUAAAUUGUCCUAGUGGAGUUACUCUUGAUGCUAAUGGUUAUCUAUUUAUUACGGAUAAUUCCAAUCAACGUAUUAUUGGUUCAGGACCAAAUGGAUAUCGUUGUCUAGUAGGAUGUACACAAGUUAUCGGUUCGGCAUCUAAUCAACUUUAUUAUCCAACUGUUAUGUCUUUUGAUACUCAUGGAAAUAUGUUUAUUGCUGAUGACUACAAUCAUCGAGUUCAAAAAUUUUAUUUAACAACCAAUAUUUAUAGUACAACUAUCAAUCAACCAAACUUCUGUCCAUCUACAACAUGGUAUAUAAAUGCAACUACAUUUGCUAAUAGUAGUACGGCUGGAACUUACGUAUAUGGUAUUUUUGUUAGUAUUAAUAAUACUGUUUAUGUAGCUAAUCAACAAACUAAUACGAUUCUAGUAUGGUAUGAAGGAAGUAUUAAUCCAGAUAAAAUUAUUUCUGGUAGUCUGAGCACACCAUAUACUCUUUUCGCUACUCCUUUAGGUGAUAUAUAUGUUGAUAAUGGUGUAAACAAUCAUCGAAUUGAUAAAUUUUCAUUCAACUCAAAUAUAAGUACUUCUGUAAUGUCAGUUCCUAAUUUGUGUGCUGGUAUUUUUGUUGAUAUUAGUAAUACUCUUUAUUGUUCAGCGUAUACUUCUCAUCAAAUUGUUAAGAAAUGGUUGAAUGAUAGUGUACUCACAUCAACUAUCGUUGCUGGCAACGGUACAACUGGAUCAACAGCGACUACACUUAAUACACCUAUUGGAAUUUUUGUCGAUGCUCAAGUUAAUUUAUAUGUUGCAGAUUGCCUUAACAAUAGAAUACAAAUGUUUCCUCUUGGACAAUUAACUGGAAUAACUUUAGCCGGAGCUAGUGUACCAGGAACUAUUAUACUUAAUCAACCAAAUGGUAUUACAUUAGAUAGUAAUGGAUAUCUUUUCAUUGCGGAUACUGCUA